AUGCGUGCCAGCCAUACGGAACCCAUCUCUGCCUCUUCACCCAGUGGUCAGCAAGCAGUAAUCGGCAGUAGCUUACGUCCCGCCUAUAGUUUGACCGAUAGGUGGUUUGACCCCAGUACCAACAAGAAAAAGCGCGGCUCGAAACUGAAUGCACCAUCAUCAGUCAACCGUCUGGCUCUACAGCUCGACCGUCUUGGCGUCCUGGUGCGCAUCUAG
Messenger RNA from Peronospora matthiolae, 216 nucleotides. Lineage: Eukaryota; Oomycota; Peronosporomycetes; Peronosporales; Peronosporaceae. The record is from the annotation of a GenBank genome assembly.